AAAUAAAUUUGUUAAGUCAAAGUUACCGUUGAGAAAAAUUUACAAAAAAAAGAGAAAACAAUGUCUAAAUUGUUGUACUUUCUUUUUUUACCAAUAUUGGUUUGCAAUGCACGUUCAAAACUAUUUUCAUCGGAACAAUCAGUCAACUUAACCGCAGAUACACAUGCGAGUGUAAAACAUAGGUACCUCGACGGUUGUAUACCAGGCAAAGUAUUUCUGCUGACAACAGAUAAUUUCUACGAUAUCACCGCAAAGGGGACCUUCUUCGUAAAGUUCUAUGAACCGGACUGCAUGGGCUGUGAGGAUUUUGAGAGUACCUGGAAGGACUUGGCCAAAUCGUUUAAGUCCAAACGGAGCCUUUGUUUUGCCGAAUUGGACUGUGAAAAUGCCAAAGUGGUAUGCAACGAAUAUGAUUUGCGCUAUGAACCAAAUUUAAUAUGGCUUGAAAACGGCGACGCAUUACACCAGUAUGAUGGUGACCUAACUUUCGAGGGAGUGAGUAACUUCAUUAAAGAUAUGAUUAGGACAAAUUCUACCAAAAACUGCUCUUCGGAAAAUACUCAUCCAAUAUCAGUUUCUAACUACUUUAAACUUGUUGGAUGGUUACUUUUUGUUGGAAGCGUGUCUCUAAAUUUAAACUGAAAAUCUGUUAAAUAAAGGAAUAGUUUGAAAUACAAAA
Drosophila biarmipes is the source of this 679-nucleotide messenger RNA. RefSeq names its product thioredoxin domain-containing protein 5 homolog. Gene Ontology annotation, cellular component: endoplasmic reticulum. Gene Ontology annotation, biological process: protein folding. The coding region runs from base 61 to 642 and encodes 193 amino acids. The transcript has a single exon. NCBI's taxonomy places the organism in Eukaryota, Metazoa, Arthropoda, Insecta, Diptera, Drosophilidae. Gene Ontology annotation, molecular function: protein disulfide isomerase activity. The record is from RefSeq and is a predicted model, not a curated record.